AGGAUGUGUGGUAAACAAAUAUUUUUCAAGCCACAACAAAUCAGUAAGAGCUCCGUAGUGAACGGUCGAAGAAUUUUGCGAAAACUUGCGAGUUUAAUUGGAAAUAAAGUCCGAAAUAUUCACCGCUGAUUUAGAAUAAAUACAAUGUCGUUCAAGGAUGUGCGCGACCUCGCUGAGCACCUCAAGCUACUUGGCUAUCCGCAUGUGUUCCCCCUGCAGGCACUGGCCAACAAUUUCGGAAGCCUCGCUUCAUUUCACGUCGUCGCCGAGGUGCUGCAAUGGUUCGCAAGUCUGCUAGAGCCCGGUGUUGUGCUUGCUGGCAGCGUGGACACCGAGAACGACCGCGUGCUGCUCAUACGCUCCGCCACCGAGUUUUUCGUGACGAAAUCAGCCAUCAAGCUGAAUCCGCGCAAACUGUAUGCCUCAAGCGCAGUUACUGCGGCAGAGCUGCAGAAGAUCACACGUAUGUUGAUAGCACCACGUCAGUCGGCAGGGGACAAGGAUGAGGAGGAGAACUACCGCAGUCUCAAUCAGGUCGAUAUCGGCGAUAAAAUGGAUGAUCUGCGGCGCGCACGUGAACUCUCUGCGGACUUAACGCAACGCGGUACAGCGCUACAUGAGCUGCUCGCCAAAGAGAUGCUGCAUAGAGAAGCACGCCUGGCGCAGGCCAAUCGUCCGAUGGAAUUGUCUUCGGCCGAGCGUACGCUGAAGAAUGCUAUUGCAGCCGCACAGCUGAAACUGCAGUCCAGUCGCGCACAGUUGGAGAAUGCGCGCGUGGAAAUGAACGCGCUAUCUUCGAAGUUGCAACGCAAACGCGCCGAGCUGGAACGCACUAAACAGCGCUUAGAAGCUCUGCAGAAAAUACGACCCGCGCACAUGCAGGAGUUCGAGGAAUGUGAGAAGGAGUUGCAAGCAUUGUUCCAGAAAUACUUCUUGCGUCUGCAUGUGCGCGAUGCCUUGCGUGCACAGUACGAGGCACGCACCAAGCGUAGCACCCCUGUGGCCUCGCCGCUACUGCAAAAGCCGCAAGAAUCUUCAAUGCCCUUUAUACCAGAGGGUCUGAUAGAGGACGAUGAUGAUAAUAAUGGCGAAGAGGAGCUUGAUGGCAGUGGCGUGUUGCGCCGCGGCAAUUUUGGACUUGAUUCUGAGAUUCCGGACAUCCGAGAUGAGGAUUUGAUGUUGCGCAACAGAAAAUCUUAUAACGAGUUUAUGGAUGAGACGACGCGACGCAUGAGCAAGCGACCGGGGACGGCGACUUCCCGAAAUGGUCGCCCGAUAACUGGACGUGCGCGACGACCGACAGGCGUCAAUCAUGGUGAUCGCGCCACAAUUGAUGAUGUAGGCAUGGCUGACGUAGGUCCGUUGGGGAGCACGCUAAGCAAUCGUGCCACAUUGGGCGGUGAGGAUGACGAUGAUGAGAGCUCAUUCGGAAGUUCGGAUAGUGAGUUGGGCAUGGGUGGUCUACUUAACAUGGGGCGUGGACCGCCUCCAAGCGGUCUUUUGGGCAAUCUCAAUGCAGAAUUGGGGAGCUUCGUCGACGAUGAUUUUGAUCUCAAUUCGAUGGACGAUAUAAGCAUCUCGAAGAUCACCGGAGAGCUACCAAUGCGUCCAAAGACGGCAAGCAAGCCCGAACACCACAGUGACGAGGACUUCUAGAAUGCCAUGUGCAGUGUGCAGCGGAAAACAACUUUUUAGCGUUCAAUGAUCUGAAGAUUUUACUGAUGACUUCUUGGUGUUUCUCU
Bactrocera dorsalis (oriental fruit fly) is the source of this 1742-nucleotide messenger RNA. It is a transcript of the gene Cluap1, whose product is annotated as clusterin-associated protein 1 homolog. The transcript has 3 exons. The record is from RefSeq and is a predicted model, not a curated record. The coding region runs from base 145 to 1656 and encodes 503 amino acids. Gene Ontology annotation, cellular component: intraciliary transport particle B; cilium; centrosome. NCBI's taxonomy places the organism in Eukaryota, Metazoa, Arthropoda, Insecta, Diptera, Tephritidae. Gene Ontology annotation, biological process: cilium assembly.